CCGGGUUUCGGGUUUGAGGCUUCAGAAGUUUAUAAAGCUGGGUUCUCGCCCGAGGCUUGAUUUCAUUCUAACAUAUUUGCACAAUCAGAUCAGAUCGCCGCCGAUAACCAUGUACAGGAAAUUAGUGAUCACCGUCCUGCUGAUCCAUCUGACAGCCGGAGGCGAGAUACGGGAUGCUGCCGAGGAGAUCGAUGUACCGCCUGCCCACCGGGCUGCCCCGCCACCUGCCCCACCUGCUGCGCCACUGGAACCUGCCCCACCGCCGCCUACUCUUGUGACCUCUGCUCCGCCUCCCAACUAUCCGCUCUUCUUCCCAGCUGCGUGGCUGCCAUUCGGACGUUACAGCGCCUCCAUUCCCCCCCUGAUUGUGGCAGGUCCUGUCUGAAAGGCCACCCAGCCCCGCGCCAAGGACCUUGUUGUCCCUCUUGUUGAAAUGUUUUCAUCCUGUUACUCAUUUUUGUUAUCGUCUGAUUUGAAUAAAAUAUAUAUUUAAAUACGA
Molecule: messenger RNA, 499 nt
Organism: Drosophila ananassae
Lineage: Eukaryota; Metazoa; Arthropoda; Insecta; Diptera; Drosophilidae
Product: leucine-rich repeat extensin-like protein 3
Exons: 2
Coding region: 110-385 (91 amino acids)
Source: RefSeq, a predicted model, not a curated record